AUGUCCCAAGCACAGUCAGCAGAGUCUCUAACUAGAUUGCUCAGAUCCAAAGAUGAAGAAUUGGCGACGAUCGUAGAGACUGCUCAUAGGGUGUUGCAGGGCUCAUUUGACGUUUACUUCCCCAGAAAGCAGGACUUUAUCCUAAAUCUACUCAUUGACAGAUUGAACGAUCGGUCCCCAAAUUCGAAAUUCAAGGCAUGGAAAUACAAUGCUGACGUCUGGAGCUUGCUACAAGAUACGUGGGAUGCAGCAGAGACUCACUCGAAGGACAAGACCAUUCAAAAUUUGAAGCUCUGGGAGAUCAUCGCGGAAAUCUUUGCCAACUCGAGAUCGAGCCUAGCCACGGCAGAGUGUUUGGCAACAGUCUACCGGGUGGUGCUCGCGUUGACUAAAUACAAAUACAUUGAGGUUGACGAAACUACUGGCUUGUCGCUUCUUGCAAGCUUCCUAAAGGCGGUGCAUGCACGCGAUUUGAACUUGAACCUAGACAAAUGGGCUGAGCUUAUUUGCGGGGUGUACUUGCGGGCGUCCUUGAAACUCAACCACGACUCGGCAAAACGACUGUUUCAAAAAUUCUUGGACGAGUGCCUCCCCUUGUUGAUGGAGGCCCUCGCCAUUAUGAGUUUAGACUCGAACUUCUCCAAGAGUAUGAAAAACUUGUUGGUUGCCAAAAUGUUUUCUCCCCAGCUGGUGGAGUACUUGCCCAAAUGUCUUGAAAAGGGCUUGACAAAAAUGAACUUGAGUACUCAAAACAUUGAGCGGUUCUACGAGAUUGCAGUAGAGCAACUUGCAACAAGCAAUAUGAAAGAGUGCGAAGCAAUGUACAACAUUCUCGUGGCUAAAAACGACUCUUUGGCUGAACCCUUGUUGCAAAAAUUGGUUGCUUGCAACAAGAAAAAGAUCAUCUCGCUGGAUUUCAUAUCUGCAAUAUACAAGCAAGAAAUUGCCGAUAAAAAGUUUAUCGACUUGAACUGGGCAAUGGUUAAAUACAUAUUCGAGAUUGAUAGUGAGCUCGCUACAAAGAAAUCAAAGUUUAUAUUUGAAAAAUACAACUCCUCGUUCAAGAUUGAUGGCAAAAUUCUACCAGUUGCAAAAGUGAUUGUGUCGGCGUAUGCAAAGAACCGUGAAUUGGCCGAUUUUUUUACCAAGGUCUGGCCCAAGGCGAUUCGUGCUGAUGAGUUGUGGGAAAGCCCCGACUUUAUUGCUUUUGUUGCUGAGACUGUGCCGACUCUUUCCGCAAAGCAGCUAAAGGCACUAGUGGAGGAAUCGUUAAAGUUGGACUCGAGUUUUGAAAUGUCCAUCAUUAUAACGGCCAUCACGCGCGGCUUGAUACUGUGCUCGCCAACUUUGACCGAGCCCUUGCGACUGGUAUUUGAGGAAAACAAGCAAGCGUUUGAGAGUGGCAACGGUUUUUGGCAAAUCAACUAUAACUUGCUUUGUCUAUACAGAUUGCUGUUUGACGGGAUGGAAAGUGUUGUGGAUGAGCAGCAGAUUGAUGAGCAGGUGGAUCUAUAUUACUACUACACGUCAUUCCGACUAGUUGAGUUGGGGAAGAAAAAUGAAAAACUACUGGAAAACUUGCAGUCCCGUUUUAUCAAUUACCUCAAUGCAUUUAAGUCGGAGGAUUCGCUGUUGGUGAGUAAAGUAUUCCAAAGAUGGUUUGUCAUCUUCGACAAUCACUUUAGCAACUCAAAUUUAGCAAAACUAAUCCAUAUUGCAAUUCUGCUGGGUGGCGCUCUAUCCAGCAUUCCCGAUGACUUUUUUGAGAACCGCAGAAUCGUUACUUUUUUGAUUCGGAAAUUGCUUCAGGAGCCCGACUACAGUAUCAUCAUUAGAAUCCCCCUCGCGUGCUACACAAAGGAGUUGAAACGAGCAAUGUUGAACACACUCACAGACAAGUGUGUGCAACAGCAGCACCCAUCCAUCGAGGUCAUCGAUUGCAUAAGGCUAUUUUUGAGCGAGCCAUCCACGCACUCCCAAAUCGAGCAAGAUGUGGAUACUCUUUUGCAAGUGGUGCAAAAUGCACAAUCAGUUUCUCAUUCAAAGGCAUUGGAAAUAGCAAAACUUGUGUGGGAUGCAAACUUGAAACGGUUGCUGCACGAGGAAAGCAACCCAUUUGUGGACAAUGCAUUGAGGAAACUUUUGGAUUCGCUUUUGAGUAAAGCUAAGGGACCUGACUCAGCUGAAAUGGAGCUCAUAUUAACAAUAGUUGAGAACUCAAACAGCAACAACAACUCGGCGUUUUUGUCCAAGGUGAGUCAGCUUAAGAUGUCAUUCAUCACCUAUUGUGCAGAAGCUGUGCAACAAAGUGAUGACCACGAGAUUUCCAUGCGGUACCUUAAAGGGCUUGCUGCAACUUCUGAUGCUGAUAGUUUACCGUUCAACAAAGCUUUGGAAAUACUGAAAAAGAUCCACACCAGUUUGCCGAAAAACUCGCAAGCAAACACCGCAGUGCUCAAGCUUCUCAGCAAAACAAUGCCUCUAACGUUGGAUCAUUGCGUUUACUUUUUGGGUCUUUACUUGGCCACCUCGUGCAACAAUGUUGAAGAAAUCAGAGUAAUCGGCGACUUUUUAACCAGGGUGUCUGAAGACUCCGAGUUGUAUUCAAACCUCCUCCAUGCAUUUACCGAGUCCGCGUUGAAGGAGAACCAUCUGAAGUUUUCAAACCAAAUCAUUGCGGCUGCUACAUCAUUCUUGACUUCUUUUUCCACCACCAAUACCACAACCACAACCACAACCACAACCAACCGAUUGGCCACGGAAUUAUUCUGGCUCUUGGCUGCAUUUACCGAGCCCAUAUCAAGUGAAACGGCAUGUGGGCUUUUGACAACAGUACGGAACCUACUUUCCACACGAUCUAGUUUUUUCAACCAAUUCAUCCUCGAGUUGACAUUGGAGCUCUCCACCACUAUACUCUAUAAACUACAAGAACCAAGUCCCGAGGAAAUCGGAAAAGUUUACAUUGCAGCGACGCAGCUAGUUUCAAGCAUUUUGUUGCACCACAGAUACAAGUUGUCUACACGCCAUCAUCUCCUAAUUAGCGUCUUGUCAACCUUGUUGAGCUUUUUGUGCCUGUCCAGCGCGUUGGGAGAUAGCAUUGAAGGGGCAGCAGCAGCGGCGGCAUAUGCGAGGUUAUUGCACAAUUUGUGUGAGCCAUCGGAGCGUAUAUCCGAUACUCCAACUGACAUGAACUCGUCCUCGAGUCUAACAACCUCUGCAAACGUGCAUAAAAAGUUUUUGCGCGGCCAUUUGGGUGUCCUUUUGCAGAAUUGCAUUUACUUUCAGUUGAAGUUCACUUUUAGCAAAACAGUAGGCGACGCAUUAUCCAGUGGCAUUUACAGUAUCUUUGACGUUUUAACAAACAAGGAGCUACAGAGCGUCAACGCAUCCUUGGACUUUGGCGGCAGGACGCUUUACAAGAACUUGUACAACGACUACUUGGAAAGGGGAAAAUGGAAGAAUUAG
Lodderomyces beijingensis is the source of this 3465-nucleotide messenger RNA. The record is from the annotation of a GenBank genome assembly. NCBI's taxonomy places the organism in Eukaryota, Fungi, Ascomycota, Pichiomycetes, Serinales, Debaryomycetaceae.